Molecule: messenger RNA, 1536 nt
Organism: Macrosiphum euphorbiae (potato aphid)
Lineage: Eukaryota; Metazoa; Arthropoda; Insecta; Hemiptera; Aphididae
Source: the annotation of a GenBank genome assembly
AUGUUUGAUCACGAAAAAAUGAUUAUUGAAAUUGAGUCGAGUCCAUGCUUAUGGGAUGUCGGGUCAAAAGAGUAUAGCGACAAACAUUUAAGGGCCUUUUCUUGGAAUUCAGUCGCUGAAGCCAUGAAUGCCGAUUGGAAUGAGCUCUUGCCAUCACAAAAAGAUGAAAGAGCUAUAAUCCUGUAUUUAACUGUACCAGCAUUGUUUCUAUCAUUUUUCAUUGCUCAGGUCUAUACUAUAUUAGAGUUAUUAUGGACAUUCAGUAUUGUUUUGGAAUCAGUAGCAAUUGUACCGCAAUUGCUUAUGUUGUCAAGAACUAGCAAAGACAAAUCUAUUAUUUCACACUAUUUAUUUGCUAUGGGCUCUUACAAAGCAUUGUAUAUACUUAAUUGGAUUUACCGUUAUAAAGAAAGCAAUUUCUACGACCCGAUUGUAGUUGUUGCUGGAAUUGUGGAAACCAUCAUCACAUUUUGUGGUUACUUGUCAAUCUUCAUAGAACCUAAAGCUAAAAGUGGACCAAUCCGAGUAGUUGUAACAGAUGCUGCUGGUGAACUUGCCUACUCUUUGAUAUUCAAGAUUGCUAAUGGCGAAGUAUUUGGAACUCAACAAGUAAUUUUACAUCUUAUAGACGAACCUUCUGCAAUGGAAGUUCUUGAAGGUGUAUGCAUGGAAAUUGAUGAUCUAGCUUUACCUUUAGUCAAAGGUUAUGUGAAAACAAGCAAGUUAGAAGUAGCAUUUAAAAAUGUAGAUGCUGCUUUUUUGUUGGGUACAAUGCCAAAUAGUGAAAGUAAAGAAAAAAAAGACUUUCUGUCAUCUAAUGUAAAGACAUUCAAAUUAUUAGGUGAAGCUUUAGACAAAUUUGCAAGUAAAGAUGUUAAAGUUUUGGUGGUUGCAAAUCCAGCAAACACUAAUGCCUUAAUAUGCUCUUUAAAUGCUCCUACCAUACCCAAGGAGAACUUUACUGCUAUGACCAGACUUGAUCAAAACCGAGCCCAAUCUGCUAUUGCUAUAUAUCUUGGACUAUGUGUGAGCAAUAUAAAAAAUGUUACGAUUUGGGGUAAUCAAUCAUCAACUCAUUUCCCAGAUGUAUUCAAUGCAUCAGUGCAAUCAUGUGAUAGCUCAACAAGUGUAUAUGAUGCCAUAAAGAAUACAAAAUGGCUUGAAGAUGAUUUUAUUAAGAUUAUUCAAAGUAGGGAAGCAGCUGUCAUUCAAGCUAGAAAAAAGUUGUCUGCUAUGUCUGCUGCAAAAGCAGCUGUUGAUCACAUGCAUGACUGGUGGUUUGGAACUGCUGAUGGGACCUGGGUUUCAAUGGGAAUUAUAUCUGAUGGUUCAUAUGGUGUGCCAAAAGAUUUGUUUUACUCUAUGCCAGUAAUGAUUUAUAAAAAACAAUGGACAAUUGUGCAGGGUCUGAAAAUAACUAGUUUUGCAAAGAACAAAUUAGAUUUGGCUGCUAAAGAACUGAUCUAUGAAAAAGAAGAGGCUUUGGAAGUUUGCAAUCCCUGUUGUGUGCUACUUUUGCCAGACUGUAAAACCUGA